AUGGGCACUUCCUAUUCCUGCUGCGGCCGUCACGACGAGGACGACGAUGACGAGUCUGUCACUGUUCGUGGGUUGGAGAUCGGGUCUCCUCAGUUCCCCCAGACCACGUUGAAUCUGGAUAUGCAUAAUUUGCGUCCAAUUACUCGCCAUGACGGUCGUGCCGUUGAUAUCUACCCAGAAAUCCGCAGCAUGCCACGCACCAUGAACCUGGCUGACCUUGGUCAUCUUGGUGAAACCACUGCCUCUGCCGUGGCUGUUGACGAGCAAGCCGGUCGCACCACUCCUGAGGUGGCCCCCGUCGUCGAGACCACCAAGAAGGAGGAGGAAGCCGCCGUCACCAUGGACACCGCCAUCGACACCGACACUGCCGUUGCUGAAGCUGAGGUUGCCGCUGCUACGUCUGUUUCGUCCACCACCACCGACGCUGAGGAUGUCGUCGUCGCUGAGACUGUUGCCCCUGGCACAGCUCGCUAAAUUAAACAAAAUAACUGGCCGUCUGAUUUGUUUUUUUCUUCGCCAAUCGUAUUGCCAACAGCUUUCACGUUCGUCAUCGCCAUGAAGUUCAGAAAAAAAAAAAAAAAAAAAAAAAAAAAAAAAAAAACCCCAACCCUUGUGUUGAGAAGAAAAAUCUAUACGGCCCGUUUUUCUUCCGAACACGAUCGGUUUGUUUUCGCUAAAAUGAACAAUAAUAAUGAAUGGGAGGAGGAUGGGCUUGUUGUUAUGUUUGCAGACGCUGUUUCUUUUUUUCUUUUUUCUCUUUUUUAACGAAAUCUCCAAUCUUCAAUUCUUGUACGGACUGGACUGUAAGAGUACACGGGAAGCAUUCCCUUUGUGAUUUAGCAAUCUGCCCCAGAGUUUUCUUUUUUUUUUUUUUUCCCCUUGAUAUUUCGUGAUUUAUUCCUUUUUCUUCUCUCUUCGCUCAAACCUAACCACCAACCCCCUUUUAAUGUCCCCCAUUGUCAAUUUGAUAGCACAGCACGUCUGGUGAGGCAUUUGUUCAACGACCCAUGGACUGCCCGUCUUGUUCUCCAUCUCAAGUUUAUCUCUCUACUCUUUCUUUCCUUCGAAGAAUGCUUGUCACUGAGGCCCAAAGGAAGAAUGGAAAAGGAGGAAUGUACCAGCCCAUCCCACCAUCAUGACGGAGAGGCAGUCAACGAAAAAAAAUGCAAACCUGUGGGGGUUGGCGUGUAUGGGAAGAUGAGGCGUAAGAUUUGUAUUCUGAAGGUUGUUUCUUUUUCUCCUUUUUUUUUUUUUUUUCGCUCCUCGUGCUCUCUAUUUUAAUGAAUUCCCACACCCCAAUAUACAAAAAUAGAUAGUCAGAGAAUGGAAACAAUUGCCCUCCUCCCAAAA
This is a messenger RNA of Blastomyces gilchristii SLH14081, 1350 nucleotides long. RefSeq lists its product as uncharacterized. NCBI's taxonomy places the organism in Eukaryota, Fungi, Ascomycota, Eurotiomycetes, Onygenales, Ajellomycetaceae. The transcript has 4 exons. The record is from RefSeq and is a predicted model, not a curated record. Bases 1 to 474 code for a protein of 157 amino acids.